Macrosiphum euphorbiae (potato aphid) is the source of this 243-nucleotide messenger RNA. The record is from the annotation of a GenBank genome assembly. Lineage: Eukaryota; Metazoa; Arthropoda; Insecta; Hemiptera; Aphididae.
AUGUACACCCACAUUGUUCUUCUUUUGCUUAUGACUGCACGGCAAAUUUUGACUUCUCAUUGUAAAUCUGGUGACUUCUUAAUAAACCGCCUGACUUCUGGUCCUAAAUGUUGGUUUUUUAGCCGACUGGCUGAAUACUUGGCCAUAUCUGAUGACUUCUUAGCCGACUACCUGACUUCUCGGGUUACCUGUUGGUUUCUUAGCCGACUGGCUGACUUCUCGGCCUACCCGAUGGUUUCUUAA